UUGGUUGCGCAGAACAAGGGGCGUCAAAAUCGCCAUAUUGGCUGCUACAGUUGUUGACAGAAAUAGGGUCACCUGACAAAUCUGCUGGAAUCACAAACAUCAUAAGUUGAAAGUAUUAAGUUGCCAACAGAUCACAAAGUCAAUUGGUCUAAGACUUUAAAAAUCGCAGUUAUUGUCUUUAUUUGAGGAAGGGGUCGGAAGAAUCUUCAUCUGAAUUCCUGCUUCCGCCAACUUCCGGAAAGAAAUGGGUAGUAAAGAUGACGAAUACGAUUACUUAUUUAAAGUUGUGUUGAUUGGUGAUUCUGGUGUAGGAAAGAGUAAUCUAUUGUCAAGAUUCACAAGAAAUGAAUUUAACUUGGAAAGUAAAAGUACUAUUGGUGUGGAAUUUGCCACAAGGAGUAUACAGGUUGAAGGUAAAGUGAUAAAGGCCCAGAUCUGGGACACAGCUGGUCAAGAACGAUACAGAGCUAUCACUAGUGCAUACUACAGAGGCGCUGUAGGUGCUUUAUUAGUAUAUGAUAUAGCGAAACAUUUGACUUAUGAGAAUGUAGAAAGGUGGCUGAAGGAGUUACGAGACCAUGCCGACAGCAACAUAGUCAUUAUGUUAGUAGGAAAUAAGAGUGAUUUACGGCAUUUACGAGCUGUACCUACAGAUGAAGCUCGGGCCUUUGCAGAAAAGAACUCACUGUCUUUCAUUGAAACUUCAGCAUUGGAUUCAACUAAUGUGGAAUCAGCAUUUCAGAAUAUAUUAACAGAAAUUUAUAAAAUAGUAUCACAGAAACAAAUCCGGGACAGUCCGGAUGACGACAACACACCUAGCAACAAUGUACAAAAUAUCAUAGUUGGACCGACUGACAGCUCGACGCCAAAGUCAAAAUCCUGCUGUAAUGUAUGAGAGUUGUUGUUUAGCAGUUAAAGAACUAUUAAUAAGACCAACAAUAUGUCUGUCUGACAUCCUAAUGAAGAUACGUUACUAAAGAAAGAUGAAGAACUCCACAGUUUUCUCAUCUGACAACAUUCUGCAUUAUUGUACAAGGGGCUUGUUCUGUAGUAUCAACAUUUGUGUAUAAAUGAUAAUCUUCUCAUGGUGCAUUUGUAACAUUGUGUUUAGACUUGUUUAAAAUAUUUUGAUUUUCUAAUUGAAAGAAGGUUAAUAAGCAAAACUGGAGCUCUGCUUCAUGCUCUUGAUUCCUUGAAAUUUAAAGUUCAACUCAAUACUUAUAAAUAUUCAUAGAACAAACGCUGUUCUUUUUUUUUAUAUGACAGAUUUUGAGAGAUGUUCUUUCACAAUAUCUGAUUUACGACCUUCUAUUUUUAUUCAUGUCUACUUUUAUUUUCUUCGUUGCAAAGAAAUAAAUCCCAAGUCCAUUAAUCUUCCUUUUGCUAGAAUGUGUGAGACUACAUGAGUGAUCGAGGUUUGUUUUUUUAUACAUUGUUAUUGAGCUUAAUUUCUGAUUUGCUUGUUGUAUUCCUUACAUACAGUGAUAUGUUACAAUCCUUAAUAAUUGUUGUUCUUAUAGAAACUAAUGUGUCCCUGUACCCCUCAAUUUAACUUUCCUUUUCAACAUAACAAUUUCAUAAGUCCAUAAAUUUUCAUGAUUCUAAUUUCUAUAGUUUUCAUUUUGUUUGAAAGAAUCAUCAGCUCAAAUAUCAUGUAUGACAUUCCAGAAAUGGUUUUGAAUGUAAAACUUGAAUUCCCAUGUUGUUCCUAUGUGAAUGUUUGUUUGAUGCAAUUGGAUAGUAUUGUAGUAUUUGUUAUCAACUUUAAAGCUUAUUUUACACUGAAAGUCUGCAAGUAAAAUGUUAAUGUUCUUGAUUAGGGCUAUUCCAUUAAAAUGUAGGGGGAGGGUAGGAAUGGAAGUUUAAUUAUUGAAUGUGGGUCAUGGGUCUUUUUUCCAGUAUGCAUCUAUUACCAUUAUUCAAAAUUAUCUAAAAAAUGGUUCUUGGUUGUAGGGAUAUUUUGAAAGUCCCUUCUUACCCUCCCUCAUACAUUUUAAUGGAAUAGCCCUUAUAAAGCAGUCUGUACCAUUAGCCACUAGUAAGAUGCCGCUAAACUAGAAAAAUUUUAUUUGGACUAGUAAGUAUUUGCAAAACUUUGUUUAGACACCUAAAAAAAAAAUAUAACAUCAGGCUAGUAGUUGGAAAAGAUCUUAGUGCAGACUGACAAAGAACAUGUAACAAAUUUCUUAUUUUUAAAAUCUGAAAAAGGGUGGUGGUUUUUAUAUUUUUGCUACUGUGUGUCAGUUAGAAAGUGUAUUUAAAAACCUAGAAUGAACCGUUCGGUAUAGCUAUGACUUAUAUCAGAAAAAAUGAAUUGAUACUAAAUGUGAAAAAUGAAGAAUUAUACCAAGUCAUGCUCGAAACUGAGAGAAUGUUCUUCAUGAGUUUGAACAACAUACAAGUCUGUAAUCAGUCCUGGGUACAAUUUAUGUAGAAGCACUCCAGGACAGGCCUUAUUUAUUUGAUUGUGAAUGACUGAUAUUGUUAGAUAAUGUAGAAUGAAGUCACAUGUAGAAACCUGUUAAUCUAUUAUAUAUCUAUAUCACAUAUUUUUAAAAAAUCUGUACAAUUUGUGCGAGUGUAUUUUAUUUAAAUGAAGAGUGCGAAUGUUUGGGUGUGAUUGUGUAAUUAUUAUUGUGAGACUUAAACUUAUGAUAGUUUUGCUUUUUGUUGAUGUUGUUCUCAAAUUUCCACUUAUUUGAGAUAAUGUCUGUACUUAAUAAAAGUACCAGUAAUGAAUGUCUUUGUAUCAGAUUGAUAUUCUUAAGUUUAGAUUAGUUCCAUUAAGGAAGGAUAUCAGUAUACCAUUUGACGUCUUAAUACAGCUUUCAUUACACAUGAAAAGGCAUUCAACAUAAUUUCUAUUCAAAGUUUUCCCAAGUUCAAAACCGUCUGUUCAACUGUUAAAAAAAUGUUUCAAUAGAGUACUUGUUAUUUUAAAACUUCUAUUUCUUUUUAUUUCAGAGUGAAAUUCAAGCAUGUUUAUUGUAAUAAACCAUUAUUAUAAGCAAAAUUUACCCCAAAUUGUUUUGCAAUGUGUUUCAGUCUACUGUGACUGUAUACACAAGAAAAUCUUUUUUUAAGUCAUGAAAAUUCUGUACAACAAAAGAUCAAAUUUUUUGGUUGCUAGAUAUUUUAAGCUAUUGCCACUGAUAUGAAUAUGUAGAAAGAAAUAUCAAUCAUGAACCAGUGUUUGAAGUGUAUAUUAGCAUUAAUAAUGUGGCUGUGAUGUAUUUUGACUAGGUAAUAUAUGUUAAAUGAUGGCUAGUGAAGACUGCUAUAAAAUUGAGUAACCAUAGGAAAGAAAAUCACUAAAAUAUGAUUACAAUGAUCAAAACUUCACUUGAAAUAUCUAUCAAGAAAGUUUUUUUAUCCAAUUAAAAUUUCAAAUGUUUCUAUAAACACAAUGGGUCCAAUUAUUUUCAACUUUUAUCUAGUUUAUAAAGUUCAAUUACAAGAUAAAUCUUAUUUUUAACAUUUAAAUAGCUUGAUCCAAUGAUUAAAUGUUUUGAAUAAGUGACUGCACCCUCUAUUUCUACCCUAACAUUUUAAAAUGUACCUUUAUUGCUAGCAUGUUGGUAUACUUUUGUUACUGCUUAAUUAACACAAUAUUAUAACUGUGUAUACUUGUUCAUAUUUGAUGAGGAAUCUCUUGUAAAAUCAUAUAUGAGAUACAAAAAAAAUUAAUGGGAUCAGUGUGACCUUUACCGGGAAUAGUUUGUUUAGAUUACUGUGGAUUCAUUAUUAUUCGUUGGAUACAAAUUUUCAUGGUUUUCGUGGGUACAGGUGAACCACAAAUUUAAAUGUUCAACGAAUUACAAAUUUUCUAUCAGGUUGUAUGCAGACUUUGGAAAAACCAUGAAAUCACAUAUCCACGAAAAGCCAAAUUUUCCACAAUCCAUGAAAAACUGGUACCCACGGAAAUAAAUGAAUCUACAGUACGUUUUUAAAUACUGUAAAUUCAGAAAUUAUUGCGUGCCUUUAUUAUUGCGAUUUUGUCAUUUUUGACUUAAAUGCGAUUUUAAUUUUUGCGAUAUUGAGAAAAAUCCUGUUUAAUUCAUAUAAAAGAUUUCAAAAUGCGAGUUUAAAUUAUUGCGAUUAUAACCCUGUCGCAUUUUUAGGUAUAAUAAAAACAUCGCAAUAAUUUCUGAAUUUACAGUAAUCAUUUCAUUUCCUAAAUAAAAAACCUAAAUUCCUGAAUCAAAUUACUAGUGGCUGUCUGUGAUUUAACUUUGAAUUUUGUCACCGGUCCAUAGUGGCAAAGGACUCGUAUUGAACAUAAUAUAUCUUGGGGGGGGGAAAAAGGGUCAAGAUUUUGCGUUUUAACAUUUUUAAGUGUACUGUCCACUGUGGUCAGUUUGAAAUGAUCCACUUAAGUUGUAGUAUUGAUGAUUCAUGAGAUACAGGGGUAUUUUCUCAAUCUGACUUGAAACUUUGCGAAACAUUGAUAAAUAGUUUUGUUGGAAAGGUUUCAAGACAAAAUAUAUGUAAUAAAAAUGAUAUAAUCAAUUAUAUAAGAUUAUACUAUUUAACAGUCCUUUGAGGACCAGGACUGUAAGAGCUGAGGAAACAACUCGUAACUUACUGUGAUUAUUAUGUAAAUAUGUUUAUUUUUUCAUCACAAAUGCUUGUUUAUUGUAUGUCUGUACGAGUGUAUGUGAGUGUUGAGGGUACAUUUUAUAAACAAAACUGAUAGAAUAAAAAUGUUAACAUUUA
Messenger RNA from Mytilus californianus (California mussel), 4716 nucleotides. Its product is annotated as ras-related protein Rab-11A. The coding region runs from base 245 to 895 and encodes 216 amino acids. Gene Ontology annotation, biological process: exocytosis. Gene Ontology annotation, molecular function: GTPase activity; GTP binding. Gene Ontology annotation, cellular component: recycling endosome. The transcript is spliced from 6 exons. The record is from RefSeq and is a predicted model, not a curated record. NCBI's taxonomy places the organism in Eukaryota, Metazoa, Mollusca, Bivalvia, Mytilida, Mytilidae.